CACUGCCUCAGAUGUUUUCCAGCUCGCAAAGUCCCCGCUCCCCUCCGCCGGCUCCACCUCCGGGCAGGGGCCCGCCUUCCCCCCGCCCUCCCGCACCCGGGCACGACGCCCUCCAUCAUAUAAAGAAACUUCCCGGUGCCGCCGGCCCAGUCGCUGUCCGCCCCGUCUCGGCAGCCGGCCCGGCGACCAGCGGCUUCUGCCCGCUCCAGCGCCGCGACAGAGCCCCUCAGAGAGCCGGUGCUAGGGUGAGUGUGGAGAGGCGGGCUUGGCGAGGCAGGGCCUCUGACACGAGUGGCAUGAACUUGGAGCCGGGUGAGUGCGGGAUGAACUCAGUGAGCUGUGGCAACGGGAAACUCCGCCAGUGGCUGAUCGACCAGAUAGACAGUGGCAAGUACCCAGGGCUGGUGUGGGAAAAUGAUGAGAAGAGCAUCUUCCGCAUCCCCUGGAAGCACGCCGGCAAGCAGGACUACAACCGCGAGGAGGAUGCCGCCCUCUUCAAGGCUUGGGCUCUUUUUAAAGGAAAGUUCAGAGAGGGCAUUGAUAAACCAGAUCCCCCUACCUGGAAGACAAGAUUAAGGUGUGCUUUGAACAAGAGCAAUGACUUUGAAGAACUGGUGGAGAGAAGCCAGCUGGACAUCUCAGAUCCCUACAAAGUGUACAGAAUAGUGCCAGAAGGGGCUAAAAAAGGUGCAAAACAGAUCAGCAUGGAGGAGCAACCAUUAAUGAUGAACCAUCCCUUUCCUGUAACAUCACCUUACACUUCACUACCAUCUCAGAUACCGAACUACAUGGUGCCCCACGAGCGGAACUGGAGGGAGUUUGCCCCGGAGCAGCCGCAUCCCGACAUCCCUUACCAGUGCGCCAGUGUCCCCUUCACAGCACGCAGCCACCACUGGCAAGGGCCUGGCUGUGAAAACGGUUGUCAGGUGACAGGAACCUUUUAUGCUUGUGCCCCUCCUGAGUCCCAGACUCCUGGCAUCCCGAUUGAGCCAAGCAUGAGGUCUGGUGAAGCCCUUGCUCUGUCAGAUUGUCGACUCCACAUCUGUUUAUAUUACCGUGAAAUACUGGUAAAAGAGGUGACAACUUCUAGCCCUGACGGUUGUAGGAUAGCCCAUAGCCAAAGUUACGAGGUCAGCAGCCUGGACCAAGUUAUCUUCCCUUAUCCAGAGGAUAACGGCCAGAGGAAGAACAUAGAAAAACUACUGAGCCACUUGGAACGAGGAGUAGUGCUGUGGAUGGCACCUGAUGGCCUCUACGCUAAGAGACUUUGCCAAAGCAGGAUCUACUGGGACGGGCCUCUGGCUCUCUACAGUGACCGACCCAACAAGCUGGAGCGGGACCAAACGUGCAAGCUCUUUGAUACUCAGCAGUUUUUAGCAGAGCUGCAAGCCUUUGCUCACCAUGGACGUCCGCUGCCAAGAUACCAGGUUGCUCUGUGCUUUGGGGAGGAAUUUCCAGAUCCGCAGAGGCAAAGGAAACUAAUUACAGCCCAUGUUGAACCAAUGUUUGCCAGGCAGCUGUAUUACUUUGCUCAACAAAACAGUGGACAUCUUCUGAGAGGCUAUGAUCUACCAGAACUCGUGACUAGUCCAGAGGAUUAUCACAGAUCUAUUCGCCAUUCCUCUAUCCAAGAAUAAGAUGCUCAGCAAAAGUGAUUAUGCACAGUGGAGGAGCAGAUCUGGUUCACACAUUUGGAGAUCCCACAUCACAGCUGGAUGUGUUCAGGGGUUCAAAGACAGGAAAGUGAACUAGGACAACCAUGUUGUAUAAUACAAAUGACGGGUCUUCAGCGUUUGGAUGCUACAUCUCACAUAGGUUCCACUGUUGCUGUGGGUAACUCAAAAGUGACAAAAUGAUCGCUGUGUUUACAUUUGCUUGAUGUUCUCCUGGGGUUUCGAGGACCGAUUCUUACCGAAGACUUAAAUCCAGAGUUUACACUGUUACACUGGCAGGGCUAUUUAUUUUGGGUUACUGAUCUCAGGGAAGGCACAUAAAUUUGAGGUGUUCCCAAUUUGAAAUUGUAGCUACUAUUAGGUGGGUAGGAAAUGUAGAUGGUUUAUUGAGAAUAGCUGAUACAUGUAAGUAGUUACAAAUUUAGAUUCCCAAGUGUGAUGCCUAUAUUCUUGUAUAGAACAUUUCAGUGUAUUUUUAAAAAACAAUGCAAUUCUUCAGAGACGUAUUUUUUUAAUGCCUGACUGACAUUCGUCCUGACAAUGAAUUUUGUUGCUGCCACUGUUGUUAUUGGAUGAGCCCCCAUAAUAGCAGUUUCUAAGGUGAUGCAUUUAUGGUACUGUGUUAAGAAAAGUGACCAUUCAGCUCAUUACCUGUGGAUUUAGUGGAUUGACCACUCGAAUUCUAGAGUCCCAAAGAGCAGGUUUAAAAUUAAGUUACAUUUUUCUUAUGACUGAAAGCUACUAUGCAUUUUAUAUAGAUAUAUGAAUGUAUGCAUUAGAAUCAAGUUGGCAGACCCUGAAAAUAGCACAGAAAUGGUCUUGCUGGCCCUUUUUCAAUGUCACAUGCAUGAGCCAGGUUAAAACAAGCACCAUCUCUGACUUAUCCAGAGCCAGCUCUGCUCUUUGUGUGCACUCACAGCUUCCUUCCCUCAGUACUGAAAUGAAUGUGAAGGGAGAGUUCAAGGAGAGCAGCAUUUGGCCUCCUGUAUCAAGAAAGUUGAUAAAAUACUUGUUUUAACAUUUGUCUUCAAAUAUUUUACCGAGUUGCAAUUGGAUGCGAUUUGCAGCUUCUAGUGACAGGGUGCUAUUCUAAAGACAAAGAGAAGAGGUCUGUUGGGUAUGCAGGUCGGUGAAAUGUCCUCACUGGCAAGCAGACCGUGUUAUCUUAGUAGCUUUAACUCCAGAACAUGCCCCCUCAUCAUGCUUUAGCAGACAUGCUUCAUUUGACUUUCUAAAUGAGAAAGGAAAACCGGUACUUGGUCUGGCAGCAGACUUUUGUUCUAGGGACUUUGAAUUUAUACAUCUUAAAGAUGCAUACUGUUUCGGGAUAUAUUAUCCCCCUCCUUCUCCACAGUGCCAAGCUGAAUCAACAGAUCAUUUUUUUACUUUUGUGUUCUUUGUUACUUGAAGUGUUUUUCCUGGCUUAAAGGUUUUUGAUAGGGGAGAGCUCUUUCUUAGACAUUCAAAGCACUGCUCUAGGUGGCCGUCAGAACUUCUGCAUAUGCUUUUGGCCCGCGCACACAUUUUACCCAAAGGGAACUUUGUGUUCAAACUCAACUGGUACAAUACAAAUAGUUGAUGUGGUUUUCACUUUUUUUUUUUUUUUUCCUAGUAGUCCUUGCUUCAUAUGCUCAUUGCUUCAGCUCACAUCUUAGAAUAA
Messenger RNA from Colius striatus (speckled mousebird), 3333 nucleotides. RefSeq names its product interferon regulatory factor 4 (gene IRF4). The transcript has 9 exons. The coding region runs from base 12 to 1637 and encodes 541 amino acids. The record is from RefSeq and is a predicted model, not a curated record. Gene Ontology annotation, cellular component: nucleus. Gene Ontology annotation, molecular function: RNA polymerase II cis-regulatory region sequence-specific DNA binding; DNA-binding transcription factor activity, RNA polymerase II-specific; protein binding. Lineage: Eukaryota; Metazoa; Chordata; Aves; Coliiformes; Coliidae. Gene Ontology annotation, biological process: regulation of transcription by RNA polymerase II; immune system process.